AUGACAGUGACCGCCUCAAGCGUCAGGAAGCGCAAACCUCAUGGGCAGUCAACACGUGACAAGUCCCCACCGACGUCGUCGGCGUCAUCUCCUUCUGCAGCCAAAGGCGCACUGGACGCGGCCACGCGCCGAGAGCACGAGAGCGAACAAAAGUUCGAGCGCGCGACCGAAUCUCUGCACCGCACAGAGAGUUGGCACGCCCGCGCGGCUGCGCAGUUGGCGCGGAAGCGCAUUUUCUCCAUCUUGGGCGGGAUUGUCAUUGGCGUCGCGGCCGUCAUUGGCGUGCAGAGCUAUUACCUCGAGACGCCGCUGAUCACGGAGCACUCGCUGCUCAAAGUGCGCGAGCUGUUUGACAACUUUAACUGGUCCGUGAACGUCCGGGAAGAGCUCUUGGCCGCGUUCGACCACCGGCCGAGUCUGCUUGGACCGGCCGAAGUGCGUCCCGGGCUCCAGUUGUUCCAGGACGAGAACAUCACGGCCCGCUCCCCAGUCGUGUUGCUGCCAGGCUUCACGUCCACGGGGCUGGAAAUCUGGAACGGAAGCGCCUGCAGCAAGGCCUACUUUCGACAGCGGAUGUGGGGCACCUCGCGAAUGCUGCAGCAGUUUAUGAUGAACCAAAGGUGCUGGCUCGAGCACAUGAUGCUCAACCGCUCGACUGGUACGGACCCCGACGGCAUCAAGCUGCGGGCUGCCAAAGGCCUGGAAGCCGCCGACUACUUGAUCGGUGGCUUCUGGGUCUGGGGCAAGAUGGUGGAGAACCUCGCCGAGAUUGGCUACGACAGCAACAAUCUGUACAUGGCCGCGUACGACUGGAGACUGAUGCCGCACUUGCUGGAAAAGCGCGACGCGUACUUUACCAAGCUCAAGUACACGAUCGAAAUGGCGCGCGCGUCGUCCAGCGGCCAAAAAGUCAUGCUGGUCACGCACUCGUACGCGAUGCAGGUGUUUUUCCACUUUUUAAAGUGGGUCGAAAGCGAUCGUGGAGGGCAGGGAGGCGACCAGUGGGUGGAGCAGAACAUUGAAGCGUUUGUCAACAUCGCAGGACCGACGCUGGGCGUAGUCAAGACGAUCAGUGCGUUGAUGUCGGGCGAGAUGAAAGACACGGCAGAGCUCGGCGGCUUGUCCAAGUUCCUGGGCUAUUUCUUCAGUGUACCAGCGCGUGCGCAGCUGGCACGAUCGUGGUCGAGUGUCUUUGCGAUGCUGCCGAUGGGUGGGGAUCGCAUCUGGGGCACAGUCAAUUCCGCACCCGAUGACAUUGUGUCUGCGUCGCCGCUAUCUACUGGAAAGAACUCGACGGUGGACCCGCAAAAAGUAGAGGAGCACGUCGAGCGCUAUGGCUCCGGUGGCCAGAUCGUUCGCUUCAUCAAUGCCACGCAUGAGAACAUCACUGCAGGAGACGUGCAUCACUUACUGGGAGAACUGGACCCGUACCUCGCCACUUUUAGCUCGUGGUUCAGCACUGGCAUCGCCGACGACCCGUCACUUCCCGAGUACGAUCAGGCCAAGUACUGGACAAAUCCGCUGGAAACCACGCUGCCGAAAGCGCCGAGCUUGAAGAUCUUCUGUUUCUACGGGGUGGGCAAACCUGCAGAACGAGGGUACUCGUAUGGAGACAACCCGUUGCAAGAAGAGAGCGUGUAUGUGAACGGCAAGCGGGUGGCCCCGUACGUGUUCAACACGGAAAUCAGCGACCUGCCAUAUAUCAAGGGCGGGAUCCGGUACACUGACGGCGAUGGCACAGUGCCUCUUGUGUCUUUGGGUCUCAUGUGUGCCAGUGGCUGGCGGACUCGAAAGUUCAACCCGGGAGGAGUCCAUGUUCGUGUUCGAGAGUAUAGCCACAACCCCGUGUCCAUGUUGUUUGAUGCACGGGGCGGACCUGAGACGGCGGACCACGUUGAUAUCAUGGGGAACCAUGCACUCAUCCGUGACGUGCUUCUCGUCGCUGCUCGUGCGUACGAUCGCGUGCCCGAGAAUAUCACGUCCAGUAUCAUGGAGAUUGCUGAACGGAUUGGCGAGCUGUAA
Hyaloperonospora brassicae is the source of this 2022-nucleotide messenger RNA. The record is from the annotation of a GenBank genome assembly. NCBI's taxonomy places the organism in Eukaryota, Oomycota, Peronosporomycetes, Peronosporales, Peronosporaceae.